This is a messenger RNA of Rotaria sp. Silwood2, 246 nucleotides long. NCBI's taxonomy places the organism in Eukaryota, Metazoa, Rotifera, Eurotatoria, Philodinida, Philodinidae. The record is from the annotation of a GenBank genome assembly.
AUGUCAACACGUGUGUUUUGUUUAGCACAACGAAAUUUAUCAGCUUCUACACGUUGGGCUCAGAAUGCCAUCACAGUCGCAGGAUUGACAAAUGGCACAGCUGGUUCAUCUUUAUAUAGUCUUCAUGAUAACACAGAAAUAAGCAUGACAAAUGACGAUACUCUCUACAUCGUCGAUUUUUUUAAUACUCGAAUUGUUUUAAUUGGACCUAAUUCAACUACACCUCUAGCUAUUAUUCAAAAUUGA